This is a messenger RNA of Exophiala xenobiotica, 1580 nucleotides long. Its product is annotated as 3-carboxy-cis,cis-muconate cycloisomerase. Gene Ontology annotation, molecular function: catalytic activity. The coding region runs from base 127 to 1479 and encodes 450 amino acids. NCBI's taxonomy places the organism in Eukaryota, Fungi, Ascomycota, Eurotiomycetes, Chaetothyriales, Herpotrichiellaceae. The transcript is spliced from 3 exons. The record is from RefSeq and is a predicted model, not a curated record.
CUCGGCAUGUGUCCGACCACAACAGCAGAUCUAGGCAAAUUUGGAGAUCACUGCCUACCUUAAGUGUAGCCAUUAUUCUACUCUCACAGAAGAAUAUAGGUACGAUUCUAUGCUGCGGUCGUCAGGAUGUCGGUCUCGUCCCUCGACUCACGCGUAUUCCGCAACCUGUUCGGCACGCAGGAAAUUCGUGACAUAUUCACUGAUGAAGCAUACGUGCACCGACUCAUCGAGACCGAAGCCGCGCUCGCCAGGGCGGAGAGUACAGUCGGUGUCAUACCAAGCGACGCGGGCAGUGUCAUAACCGAAGCGUUGAAAAAUGUCGAGAUUGAUUUCGACCGACUGUCCGCGGAAACAGACAUAGUCGGCUACCCUGUCCUACCUCUGGUCCGACAGCUCGUGGAGCAAACACCCCCCGGGCACGCAAAGUACAUCCACUGGGGUGCCACGACGCAGGACAUCAUGGACGAUGCGUCAAUAUUGCAGAUCCGCGAGGGACUCAAGGUUGUUCGGCGGGAAUUGGAAACCUUGAAGGGCGUGCUGGCGAAGUUGGCCGAGAAGUAUAGGGAUACCCCUAUGGCCGGUCGGACACAUCUCCAGCACGCUCUCCCCUGCACCUUCGGCUACAAGUGCGCCGUAUACCUGUCGUCCAUCCUGCGGCACCUUCAACGCCUGUCCGAGAUCGAGGCGCGCACAUUGAUGGUCCAAUUCGGUGGCGCGGCAGGAACCCUCGCCUCACUCGGCACCCACGAUGGACCUCGCGUCCGCGCCGAACUCGCGCGAGAACUCUCUCUGCUCGACCCGCCGAUAACAUGGCACGUCGCGCGUGACAACAUCGCCGAAAUCCUUAACUUUCUCGCGCUAGUCGGCGGGACGCUCGGCAAAAUCGCUUACGACCUCAUCAUCAUGUCGUCCAACGAGUUGGGCGAAGUGAGCGAGCCGUUUGUCCCGCACCGAGGCGCGAGUUCAACGAUGCCACAGAAAAGGAACCCGAUCUCGAGCGAGGUCAUCCUUGCCGCGAGUAAGCUCCUUCGAGCCAACGCAGGGCUCGGUCUUGAUGCGAUGGUCGUCGAUUUCGAAAGGGCAUCCGGACCUUGGCACCUUGAGUGGGUGGCCAUUCCUGAGGCGUUCGUGCUGUCUGUGGGAAGCUUGCAUCAGGCAAACUUUGCGCUGGGUGGGUUGGUGGUUAACAGUGGUGCGAUGAGGGAUAACUUGCACUCAACCAGGGGUUUGAUCGUGGGCGAGGCGGUCAUGAUGGGGCUAGCACCGUAUGUUGGACGGCAGAAGGCACAUGACGUGGUUUAUGAGGCGUGUCGGACGGCGAUUGAGCAGGACAGGAGUUUGAUUGAUGUGCUGGAGAAAGAUGAGGAGUUGAUGGGGAGUUUGGAUGGGAAGAAGGUGAAGGAGUUGUGUAACCCAUUGAAUUACCUGGGGGCGAGUCAGAUCAUGGUUGAUCGAGUUCUGGAAGACAUUAGACGAUGAUCAACACCACCGCGGGAAAAUAAUAGAAGGCACGUGUGCAAUGUAUGAGAAUUGGGCAAGCAAUAGCAUAUAGAAGGACAUUGAAUGCAUGACAAGCUUGC